Molecule: messenger RNA, 2474 nt
Organism: Vicia villosa (hairy vetch)
Lineage: Eukaryota; Viridiplantae; Streptophyta; Magnoliopsida; Fabales; Fabaceae
Product: cytochrome P450 71D10-like
Exons: 2
Coding region: 136-1647 (503 amino acids)
Molecular function (GO): monooxygenase activity; oxidoreductase activity, acting on paired donors, with incorporation or reduction of molecular oxygen; heme binding
Source: RefSeq, a predicted model, not a curated record
UAUUCAUUUUAUAUUAUUUUGUUUAUUGUACAACUUUCCAGGAAUCCAGUGACUUGAAAAUACAAGGACUAUUUAAUGUGAGUCUUUUCUUUAGAUAACUUCAUCUAAGCAUUCUUCUUCCCUUGCUCUACAAUCAUGGAGCUUCACAACAACUUCUCUAACUUUACCAUACUGUCAUCGUUUAUCUUCCUCUUGGUACUAUUCAAAAUAGUUAAGAGAUGGACUACUUCUAAAAAUUCUAACCCCAAUUUACCACCAGGACCAUGGACACUUCCCUUUAUAGGGAACAUACAUCAAAUUAUUAGCAGCCCAUUGCCUCAUCAUUCCUUCAAAACUUUGGCACAAAAGUAUGGUCCUUUGAUGUACCUAAAACUUGGUGAGGUACCAUACAUAAUAGUUAGUUCACCAGAAAUGGCCAAAGAAAUUACAAAAACACAUGAUCUCAAUUUUUGUGAUAGGCCAAAUCUUAUGUUGUCCACUAUAUUUGGUUAUAAUAAUACUGAUAUUAUAUUCUCUAUAUAUGGAGAACACUGGAGGCAGCUACGAAAAAUAUGUGUUAUAGAGCUCUUGAGUGUAAAGCGUGUCCAGUCAUUUAGGUUCAUAAGAGAAGAGGAGGUGGCAGACCUUGUGAAAUCAAUAGCUUCAAGUGAAGGAUCAAUUGUUAAUCUUUCUUAUAAGAUUUCAGACAUGACGCACGGGAUAGUGACGAGAGCAGCUUUUGGAAAAAGGAAUAAACACGAACAAGUAUUCAAAUCAGCACUUGAUGAAAUAGUAAGUUUGAUGGGGGGAUUUUGUAUUGCUGAUCUGUAUCCAUCUGUUAAAUUGCUUCAAAGGAUGACUACGGCAAAGACAAAAUUUGAAAAACUUCAUAGAGAGAUUGACACAAUUAUGCAAGAUAUCGUGAACGAUCACAAAAGCAUUUACAGGGGAGUAAGCAAGGAUGAAGAUAUAGUUGAUGCUCUUCUCAAGAUUCAACAGGAAAAUGAACACACACAACAUCGCGUGACUGACGUCAAUAUGAAAUCUAUCAUCCUGGACAUGUUCGCUGCUGGUACUGAAACAUCCUCAAGUUUUACGGCAUGGUGUAUGUCUGAGAUAGUAAAGAAUCCAAAGGUAAUGGAAGAAGCACAAGCUGAAGUAAGAAGAGUGUUUGAUAAAAAAGGGUAUGUAGAUGAGACAAAGAUACAUGAACUAAUAUACUUAAAGUCUGUCAUCAAAGAAACACUAAGACUGCAUCCUAUUGUACCACUGUUACUUCCAAGAGAAAGUAGGGAGAGGUGCCAAAUCGAUGGGUAUGAGAUCCCAGCUAAGACAAGGGUUAUGAUCAAUGCUUGGGCUAUUGGAAGAGAUCACAAGUAUUGGGUUGAAGCCGAGAGUUUUAAACCUGAGAGGUUUCUUAAUAGCCCAAUUGAAUUCAAAGGCACGGACUUUGAAUUUAUACCAUUUGGUGCUGGAAGGAGAAUGUGUCCAGGACUUGCAUUUGCCUUACCUAAUGUUGAGCUACCUCUUGCUCAAUUACUUUACAACUUUAAUUGGAAGCUUCCCUAUGAUAUGAAGAAUGAAGAAUUGGAUAUGACUGAGGCAUUUGGAAUCACAUCCAGAAGAAAACAUGACUUAUGCUUGAUUCCUAGUAUUCGUCGUCUUUGAUAUGUAUUUCUUAAUCAAAUUCACAAAGUAUUUUAUUUCUCAUAAAUGAAUAUGAUGUUUGUAACAAAGCUUGUAAGUUAUUGAAGUGUGGUUCUGCAAUGUUGUAGGAGACAUUAGUCCAAGAAAAAUGUUUUCCAAGAUUGUCAAGGAUUAAAUCCGCCUAAAAUAAAUACAAAAUCAACCUUAAAAUUGAAGAAGAGGUCGUGGAUGGAAGCUGACGGUGGAGCCACAAACGGAGGGUGUGACAAUGUAUCUGAGUACGGGGGAGUUUGGUUUGUCAUAACUUGAGUUCGAUUUUUUUCAUUCGAGAGUAUUGGGUUUCAUUAUUUUAGUUCGUGGAUUCAUUCAUUAAUAGCUUAUGUUUUUCCCUUGUUAUGGAUCUGUUGAAUCUCACCAAUUAUAAAUGUGUAUCUUGUGCAUGCUUACUAUCACAAUCUUCAGUGCCUUAAAGCUAAAGAUAAAUAGGCGGGUUUGAGAAUCUUAAUGGUAAGCUAAGACAAGCAUGGAAAAAUCUCUUAGAGUGUGUUUGAGGAAUUUAAGAAACCCUUGGAGAUAUCUAAGGGGAAUUGGGAAACACUUCUAAAUACCUUGGGCUUGAGUGAUUCUUAUAUAGAGAGUUGAAAAGAUUGGGAAAUACUUGGAUAUAAAAUUGGGUAUGUUCUUGGGAACAUUGAUUACUAUUUUCUUAUAACUCAAUUGUAAUCUUUGUAAGAACUCUUAAUAAUAAAGUGAAUCGGAGAGCUACUCUCUCCCAACUAGAUCGUCUGUCUAGAAGCGAUAAACCAGUUAUUGUGUUUAUUGUCAUUACAAUUACUAUAAAUAAUAAA